Molecule: messenger RNA, 1147 nt
Organism: Pseudogymnoascus verrucosus
Lineage: Eukaryota; Fungi; Ascomycota; Leotiomycetes; Thelebolales; Thelebolaceae
Exons: 3
Coding region: 189-1004 (271 amino acids)
Source: RefSeq, a predicted model, not a curated record
GGCCAAAGACAUUUCACCGAGGUGAUUUAUUAACGGCCGCAAGACUUAGUAAUUCAAGUCGCAUCUAGACCCUUUGAUAUCUCCCCAUAUAUACCCCCCUCCCAAACAACUGUAACCACCCUGCGCCCAUCAAACCUGAGAUACCCAACCUUUCCCUUCAAACAUCCCAUAUACCCCCAGCGUCUAUCAUGGCCGACGAAUCCACCGCACCCGCCAUCACGGCGCAACCCUCCUCCUCCACCACCCCAGAAAUAACCCUCUACUGGCUCGAGCAAUCCCGCUCCCAACGCAUCCUCUGGCUCCUCACCGAGCUCUCCCUCCCCUACAAGCUAACCGUCUUCCACCGGGACCCUAAAACCUAUUUCGCCCCCCCCGAGUUAAAAGCCAUCCACCCCCUUGGCAAGUCCCCCGUGAUCUCCAUCAAGCCUCCCCACGGCGGCCCAGACGUGGUCCUCGCGGAGAGCGGACUCAUCGCCGAGUACCUGACUGAGCAUUUUGGAGCGGGGACGACGAUGGCGCCGGAAAGGUGGCAGGAAGGGAGGGAGGGGGUGGUGGGAGGGGAGACGGAGGCGUGGAUGAGGUAUAAGUACCUGUUGCAUUAUUGUGAGGGGAGCUUGAUGCCUUUGCUUAAUGUUUUGUUGGUUUCUAUGAACAUCAAAAACGCCCCCGUCCCAUUCUUCAUCCGUCCCAUCACCACACGUGUCGCCGGCGGGAUCAGGACGAACUACCUGGACCCCAACUUUGCCACCCACUUCUCGUAUCUGGAAGACCAACUCAAGACGUCUCCAGGGGGCGGAAAGUACCUCUGCGGCUCGCACUUGACGGCUGCGGAUAUCCUGAUUAGCUUCCCCCUGAUCGCGGCGAAGGGACGGGGAGGCUUAAUUCCGGAGGAGAAGUACCCGCUGUUGAGGAAGUACGUGGAUAUGUUGGAAGAGGAGGAGGGGUAUAAGAAGUCGAUUGCGAAGGUGGAGAAGGUAGAUGGGAAGUUUAGUGCUAUGAUUUAGGGGGGAAGGAAAGGGGAGUAUGGUGUAUUAGUAAACUGGCUUGGUGGGUUGAGGGGUAAUCCCAACUCGAUAUUCUAUAUAUAUACUCCUAUACGACUAUAAUUGCUACAUACGACUAUAGACUUAAGAGAAUUGUGCAUCCC